Messenger RNA from Sebastes umbrosus (honeycomb rockfish), 3288 nucleotides. It is a transcript of the gene slc9a8, whose product is annotated as solute carrier family 9 member 8. Gene Ontology annotation, molecular function: sodium:proton antiporter activity. Gene Ontology annotation, biological process: proton transmembrane transport; regulation of pH; sodium ion transport. The transcript is spliced from 16 exons. NCBI's taxonomy places the organism in Eukaryota, Metazoa, Chordata, Actinopteri, Perciformes, Sebastidae. The record is from RefSeq and is a predicted model, not a curated record. Bases 112 to 2049 code for a protein of 645 amino acids. Gene Ontology annotation, cellular component: Golgi apparatus; membrane.
GUACCCGGAAGUGGAGUUGUGUGACGUCAACAGAUAGAGCUGUCGACAUGGAACUUCCAGUCUUUUUUAUAACAAAACGUUGCUUUUGGGUUUAAAUGCGCUCAUUUGAGAAUGAUAGGCGUUAACUAUAAGGUUUUGCUGCUGUCCUUUUUGCUGUUAUUAGUAAACCCGUUGCAAUUAAACUCGUUGGAUGUGCGUGAGAGAGAUGCGGACGGAGCAGCUGUGAACCAUAAGGAUACUGAAAACCAGCAACUAUCAACAAACCAUGGAAAAGAAGAUUCACACGAUCCAAUCGACCCACAGAAAGAUGGACAGUCUGUCAGGUCCAAUGACACCGAUAACUACAGCAACGAGACGCUCCACUCUACAACACCUGCUGUCAAGCCGACGACCCCGGCGCCCCCAACCGCCAAGCCCAUCCUGCCCGUGCAGACAGGCGUCAAGGCCCAGGAAGAAGAGCAGUCUAGCGGACUGACCAUAUUCUUCAGCCUGCUGGUUAUCGGUAUCUGCAUCAUAUUGGUGCACCUGCUCAUCAAGUUCAAACUGCAUUUUCUUCCAGAGAGUGUGGCCGUCGUGUCUCUUGGGAUUCUAAUGGGAGGCUUCAUUAAGAUCAUCGAGUUCCAGGAACUGGCCAACUGGAAGGAGGAGGAAAUGUUCCGACCCAACAUGUUCUUCCUUUUGCUGCUGCCGCCCAUCAUCUUCGAAUCUGGAUACUCUUUACACAAGGGUAACUUCUUCCAGAACAUGGGCUCCAUUUGUCUCUUUGCUGUGAUCGGCACAGCUAUCUCUGCUUUCAUAGUCGGAGGAGGCAUCUAUUUCCUUGGCCAGGCUGAUGUGAUCUAUAAGAUGAGUAUGACUGAUAGCUUUGCCUUUGGCUCACUGAUCUCAGCUGUGGACCCUGUAGCUACCAUCGCCAUCUUUAACGCCCUCAACGUGGACCCGGUCCUCCAGAUGCUGGUGUUCGGUGAGAGCAUCCUCAACGACGCCGUCUCCAUUGUCCUCACGAACACGGCGGAGGGGUUCUUUUCCCGCUCAGACAACUCCAUGGUUACAGGCUGGGAGACUUUUUUGCAAGCGUUGGGUUAUUUCCUUAAAAUGUUUUUUGGUUCUGCUGCCCUGGGAACCCUCACUGGACUCAUCUCGGCUCUUUUUUUAAAACACUUUGAUCUGAGGAAGACUCCUUCACUGGAGUUUGGUAUGAUGAUAAUCUUCGCGUACCUUCCAUACGGUCUGGCAGAAGGCAUCAAGCUGUCUGGAAUAAUGUCCAUCCUGUUUGCGGGAAUCGCAAUGUCUCACUACACCCAUCACAACUUGUCUCCUGUCACCCAGAUCCUCAUGCAGCAGACACUGCGCACAAUGGCCUUCAUGUGUGAGACAUGUGUGUUUGCCUUCCUUGGUCUCUCCAUCUUCAGCUUCCCUCAUAACUUUGAAAUAUCUUUCGUCAUCUGGUGCAUAGUCCUGGUUCUUCUCGGCCGAGCAGUGAACAUCUUCCCUCUGUCGUUCCUGCUGAACUUUUUCAGAGACCACAAGAUCACACCCAAAAUGAUGUUCAUCAUGUGGUUUAGUGGUUUGCGAGGUGCUAUCCCCUACGCGCUGAGCCUCCAUCUGAACCUGGAGCCCAUUGAGAAACGGCAACUCAUUGGCACCACCACCAUCAUCAUCGUCCUCUUCACCAUCCUCCUCAUGGGGGGCGGGACCAUGCCACUCAUCCGCAUCAUGGACAUUGAGGAAAGCCAGUCGCGGCGUAAGAGCAAGAAAGACAUCACUCUCAGCAAGACAGAGAAAAUGGGUAAUACCAUUGAGUCAGAGCACCUAUCGGAGCUGACAGAGGAGGAGUACGAGGCUCAUAUCUACCAGAGACAAGAUCUGAAGGGCUUUAUGUGGCUUGAUGCUAAAUACCUCAACCCCUUCUUCACUCGCAGGCUCACCCAGGAGGACUUGUUACAUGGCCGGAUCCAGAUGAAGACCCUGACCAACAAGUGGUAUGAAGAAGUUCGCCAGGGACCCUCGGGCUCUGAGAAUGACGAGGAUGAAGCAGAACUUCUGUGAGCUGAACAGACACUUUCAGUUCAUAAGAAAAACAAUGAAUGGACAUUGUGUGUCCUGGGCGGAGGGUGUCUGUCUGUCUGUCUGUCUCUGUGUGUAGACAAGCCCUCUUUUCAGUGUCAGUCACGUGCACUUCUUGUUUGUUCACCUGCCACUAAUUUUUAUGUGACAAGAGAAGUCUGUCGGCCCCUUCGGUGCGUUUUUUAGUGCACAAAGUGAGCGUGAAUGUGUCAAAUCACAAUGGAGUUCCUGUUAAACUGGAUUUGAAAACUGUAACACUGAAUGAAGCUAAACAAAAAUCUGUGAAAAUAAUAUUUCCCAUAUAAAUGCCAUAUUGUUCCUGGCUAACAAAACACAGGAAGUUUCGUUGAUCCUGAGAAUCUUUUCCCAGGUGUUUCUUUCAUAAAGGUUUAGGUCUAAAGGGAGGAUGAGAGAGAAGCCCAGAGGGACAGUUUCUAAGUAAAGCAAUACUAGAGCACGUUUUCACUUUUGUUCUCUUCACUUUUGUAUUGUUCUUCUUUAUGUGGCACUAGCUUAUUUAAGGUCUGGUCAGGGGAAGGAUGCAACAUAACAUCGCUACAGGUUACAUUUUUAAAGUGGGAUUUGUAAUAAGCCACAGGUUGCUGCUUUGACUAGCUUCCUGUUGAACUAGAUUUAAUUCUCUCCGGGUCUCCACAUUUGUAUGCAUUAAUGAUUCUGAGCUAACACAUAUAUUCAUACAUAUGUAAUGAAGAUAAAAUAUCAGAAGUGACGCACAAGCUACCACGACACCCUCCAGCAAAGAAGCAAACAAAGAGAAAUGCAGGAGAGAGUUAAAGCUAAUGAAACGUCUCGGGUAGAACUAAUAAUUUUCAAAAACAUAACACCUAGCUUACAGGAGAAUAAUUAUGCUCCAGAAAAUUGGAAAUUGCUCUCAUUUCCACUCGCGGCUCCAGUUCGGUUUCCCUAGAUUAACUUCCCUGUGUUUAUUUUCAGUCUCUGGUGAGGGUCAUGCCACUCGAUUGUGUGUAAAGUAGAACUUGAAAUUGUUGCUUUUGUGAUUUUUCACUUUGGAUUCCUAAUGAAGAUAGGCGCACCAAUGAAUGUGUGGGGAAAAAUGUCCUGUGAAUGUUGAUCUAUUUUUGUCUAUUUAUUUAUCAAAAUGUUUGUGUUGUUUGUGGGAUAAAAGCUUUUAUACAAGCUCUAUGAGCACUGCAGAACCAUAGAUUAAAAAAAUCUAUAAUAAAACAUAUUGACAUCCUA